AUGGAGGAAUAUUAUUACUAUGAUGAGGAUGGCGGCGAUGAGGAAGGCGAAGUGUGGGAAACGGCGCUGGAAAGCGCCUACGCGAAUGCAAAGUCUAUAAUGAACACUUCCCCUGAGGAGUGCGCUGCUGGGCUUCACAGCGUUGUGUGUGAUGACCCUAUUGGAGGAAGAUGGACAUUUAAAGCGCUAAAAAUGUUGGCACGACUUAGUUUGCGUACAAAAGCAUAUGAGGAUAUGUUAAAAUAUUACAACCGGGUAGCUAACUUUCGUCAUGAAGAUAUUAAUAAUGGGGCUUUGCAGAAGGCCAUGAUGAAGUUUAUGGAUGAGGCACAACGCGUACCUGUGGAAUAUUUUGAGCGUGUACUUCAGAUAACUAUUGAAGCCUCAUCCAAAAAUAUGAGAGCGUUUGGAAAACUUUGGUUUAAUGCGAAACUCAAACACGCAACUUUAUCGCUAGAAGCAAAUAAUCUAGAUGUUGUUUUAGAGGAAAUGGAUCCUGUUGUAGCCUGGUGUAAGGAAGAAGAUCAAUUUUCUUUUAAAAAGAGUGCACAACUCUUUCUUUCAUAUGCUUUGCUUCUGGAGGUAUAUACAAAAAAGAAUGAUUUUAAGCGAAUACGGGACACUUUUCUUUUAGCUAUUUCUAUUGUAAAUACUAUUCCUCCUUCUCGUGUAGCGGGUAGUGUGUUGGAAUGUGGUGGGAAAAUGUAUAUGCAUAUUCGAGAUUGGUCUUCUGCAUUUCGUUGUUUUUCUGUAGCAUUUCGUAACUACAAUGAAAGUGGUGACCCACGAAGAAUAGAAUGUCUUAAGUAUUUGGUACUUACUUGUAUGCUUAGUGGUUCUACAAUAGAUCCAUUCGCCACUCAUGAAACAAAAAAUUUUGAGGAUACAGCAGAAAUCCUCCCAAUGGCAAAACUUAUGAAAGCAUUUACUGAUAAUGAUGUUCAGGAGUUCCUUAAUGUCGUAGAAGAGUAUAAGGAAACUUUUAAAGCGGAUCCCGUUAUUUACAUGAACCUAGACUUGGUAUUGGAGGAACUUCGUCUACAGUCACUGGUCGCGUACGUUGCGCCGUACGAGCGACUUUACAUGAAACGAUUGGAGGAUGUUUUAGUUACCAACAGCGACGAGGUGAUGCGCUUGUGUGUGAGGGCCACAAUGCGGGGAAUACUAAACGCUUCCUUAGAUGAUAGGGAGGAUGUGAUCAUUGUUACUCAGAGAGAGCGGGAGGUGGUGGGGCAGGAAUCUGAACGAUUGCAGGCAUUGCGUCGAUGGAGUGCUGCAAUUCUUGAGUUGAACGAAAAGGCAAAGAAGACAAUCGGUCGUAUUGUAUAA
Trypanosoma theileri is the source of this 1329-nucleotide messenger RNA. Its product is annotated as putative proteasome regulatory non-ATPase subunit 6. NCBI's taxonomy places the organism in Eukaryota, Euglenozoa, Kinetoplastea, Trypanosomatida, Trypanosomatidae. Gene Ontology annotation, cellular component: COP9 signalosome. Gene Ontology annotation, biological process: protein deneddylation. The transcript has a single exon. The record is from RefSeq and is a predicted model, not a curated record. Bases 1 to 1329 code for a protein of 442 amino acids. Gene Ontology annotation, molecular function: protein binding.